UACUACUGGUAUUGAUCCUAAUUUCAUCAUGUUAUUCGGACUCACCCUCAAACUUGUUCCAGCUCUUUACGCUGUUUAUCUAUUCGUAUCAACUAUAUGGUACAUCUACCUCCACCCCCUCCGCCGCAUCCCCGGCCCAAAAUCAUGGAUUAUCUUCCCCAUCCUCCGACAGAUAUCCGGCAUCCGCGGACGAUUCGACAGCGACAUUUGCCGCUUCCACAGAACCUACGGCCCAGCCGUCCGUUACGGCCGGGACGAAGUAUCCUUUAUCACGCCCGACGCGUGGAAGGAGAUAUACGGACACGGUCACGCUCAACUACCAAAGGUAUUGACGUCUGCCAGUAAUACAUCUGAUAUUGUCAGUUCGAACGAUGCGGAUCAUAGUCGCCACCGGAAAGCGCUUUCGCAUGCGUUUUCCGCGAAGGGUCUGCAGGCGCAGGAACCGCUUGUUAAUGGGUAUGUGGAUAAAUUGAUUGAGAGGUUAAAGGGUAUGGCGGAGACCGGUGUGCCGGUCGAUAUGGUAAAAUGGUAUAAUCUGACGACGUUUGAUAUAAUUGGGGAUCUUGCGUUCGGGGAGCCAUUUGGGGGUCUGGAGAAGGCUGAGUAUCAUCACUGGGUGGCGAUGGUUUUUGGGUUUGUCAAGGUUAUUUCAUUUGUGAGACUUGGGGAUUCGUAUCCUGUUGCGUUUAGCUUGUUGAAAGCGUUCCUGUUGCCGAAGGGUUUGAUGGCCGCGAGACAAAGGCAGCUCGAUCAUGCAAAGAGCACUGUUGCGAAGAGGUUGCAGAAUGCCGAUAGGUAUCAUCGAGGUGACUUUAUGGAUUCGAUGCUGCGACAUGCUGGGGAGAAGGAUGGGUUGUCUGUUGAAGAGCUUGAGGGGAAUGCGAAUAUCCUGAUUAUCGCGGGGAGUGAGACGACCGCGACUUUGCUGUCUGGGGCGACGUACUGGCUGCUCAGGACACCGGAUGUUAUGAAGAAGGUUACGGAUGAGGUGAGGAGUGUGAUGCUGUCGGAGGCUGAAAUUACUUCGAGCAAUAUUGCUGCGAGACUUCCUUAUAUGCUUGCUUGUCUUGAGGAGGCACUUCGGAUGUAUCCUCCUGUUCCGACGGGAUUGCAGCGGAGGACUUUGACGCCUGUUCGGAUUUCGGGAUAUGAUGUCGCACCUGGUGUAUGUUCACCUCGUCCCCGAGAAAACAAAUGCUAACAGUGUCCAGACAUCGGUGUCCAUCCACCACUCUGCAGCCUACACCUCCCCGAUCAAUUUCUACCGUCCCGAGCAAUUCAUUCCCGAACGCUGGCUACCAGAAGCCAAAAACAAUCCGUCCUCGCCCUUCUUCUGGGACAGACGUGACGUCCUGCAGCCAUUUUCGGCAGGGCCGCGGAAUUGCAUUGGAAGGAAUUUGGCGUUUGCAGAGAUGCGGCUUAUCCUUGCAAGGGUGCUUUGGAAUUUCGAUCUGGAACUUUGCAACGAGAGUGCAAACUGGAGCGAGCAAAAGAUCUAUACGUUGUGGGAGAAACCAGCUCUGAUGUGUAAAUUGAGGCCACGGAUGUGAGACUAGCCGGGUAUUGUUUCGGUAAUGUAAAGAUUGACGU
Aspergillus ruber CBS 135680 is the source of this 1590-nucleotide messenger RNA. Its product is annotated as cytochrome P450. The record is from RefSeq and is a predicted model, not a curated record. Bases 29 to 1201 code for a protein of 390 amino acids. Gene Ontology annotation, molecular function: monooxygenase activity; oxidoreductase activity, acting on paired donors, with incorporation or reduction of molecular oxygen; heme binding. Lineage: Eukaryota; Fungi; Ascomycota; Eurotiomycetes; Eurotiales; Aspergillaceae. The transcript has a single exon.